Anopheles marshallii is the source of this 2913-nucleotide messenger RNA. RefSeq lists its product as uncharacterized. The record is from RefSeq and is a predicted model, not a curated record. Lineage: Eukaryota; Metazoa; Arthropoda; Insecta; Diptera; Culicidae. The transcript has 3 exons. Bases 1 to 2913 code for a protein of 970 amino acids.
AUGCCCACGAUGUCCUCCACGUGGAUCGAGGAGCGGCCGGGCGACCACGGUGGAAGUCCGGUCGGGCGGCGAACAUACCGCGAAAGCUCCGCGGAACCAUCGGAAGCAUUCAGCAACAUCAGCAACCAGAGCACGGGUUCGGGUCGGUCGGGUGUGCGCCGAUUCGGGGACAUCUUUCGCAACCGGCUAAAGCUGGCCGGUGUGGCGGCGAUGCGUACCUUCAACGAAAGUUUCCCGCAGGAGUGCAAGAUACGCGCGGACGAGGAGAACGGUGUGCAGACACCGUCACCGAAGCUGCCAAAGGUUGGUGUGAAAAAUGUCCGGGCGACGUCGUUUGAUGCGCUGGAUGCGGUACUAGUAAACGAACGGGCAAUCGGAAGCCGGGAUCGAACAUUCACCGAGCGAAGCAAUACGUUGGCGGGUAGUGGUCCCAUUGCCGAAGGUACUACUGGUAGUGGUGGUGCUGCUGGUACUGCAGGUCUAAGAUCGAGACGGAGUUCGACUAUGUUCCGUCAGCGGACCGUACAUCGUGCCACGAGUGGUGCUAAUGCAAAAUCAUUUGCUGAGGACGAAGUGAUCAAGAAGAGCGAUCCUGCUAGCAAAGUUGGACACCCGCGACAUACGCGCAAAGAGGACAAAAAGACUAAACCGGACGAUGCGGUCCCGGUGGCACCUCGGACGACUGAUUUCCAUGGCAACAAAGGACAACCGGACGGUGAGCGGGGACGGUUGGCAACGCAUCCGCGCACCAGUAUUGUGCACCGCGAACCAAUGGACGAGGUCGUCGUUGGGAAGCCACCGAGCCGUGAACGCGUGAACUCUACCUCACACUACUCGACCGAGAAGAGUGGCUCGUCGGGUUACUACAGCACCAACCUCUACUCGACCGGUGGCUCCUCGGUGGAUGAACACAUCUACUGUGAACCGAUCGAUCGUUGUCCACGCACCCAGCGCCUUGAAGACGACAGGGACCUAAAACGUUCGAGCACGGUUAAGUCUGCAAAUCAGACGGUGAGUGAGCCAGUGAAGUCUGGUGCAAGCUGUGAUAAGAAGCGGGGUGGGAAUGAUCAGGAGCUAUCGGAAUUGCAGCGCAAUAUACGGGGAUUGGAGCAAUACUACUACCCAUCGUCGUUGGCGUCUCCGGCUGUUCCCGUGCAGAUAAGUGUGAUGCGAGCGUCUGUCGCUCAGCAACCAUUGCAUGCAUCUUCCUCUAUUGGUGUAGAUAGUAGUGGAGGUGGCGGAGAAAAUUGCAUCGUAGGUUGUGAAGUUCCGGACCGGUCUGAAGAACAGCAGGAACAGCAACAGUUGUCCGUCAUUAUGGAGGGCACUGAUGGACAGAUCCCGCGACCAAUUUGGCCACUCGAUACGGACGACUCGCUGAUGGAUAUCAAUCUGGAAUCAUUCCGGAUGGCGAACCAUAGCAGUCAAAAUCUGAUUGGAUUUGAGAGCCCCACGUUAUCCUCGGUCUCCGAGAGUGAGAUGUAUGCGAUGCGCGAUCAGGCAACGGAUGGCGCAACAGAGGGCACUAGUCGGAAGAAGUCUCAGUACGAAGAGUAUCUCGAGUUCCAUAAUACGCGCAACAUCCUAGAACAGAUACGGGGCAAAUUGAACACGUUGCUGGAACAGCGAACGGAGCAGCAACAACAGGAUCAAGCAGCUCCAAGGAUACCGAGUUCCGGUAAUCCGUUCGUUAAGGAUCCAGGACCGAGCGAAACGGAGCUGGAAAAGAACAUUGCCAUCUUGAAGGCGGAUCUGGACGGGUACUUGCGGACGAUGAACCAGAAGAACGAGAACGAAAUCCGCCGGUUCUGCAAGGGAAUGAGCCGGGAGCCGAAGGUGGUUGCUGUCCAGAAUGCGGUUGAGCAACGCAAUCGGUCUCGUUCCGGGUCGAUUCUAAGUCUGGAGCACGAUUACGAGUUGCUGGAGCGAACCGUACCGUAUCCAACGUCCUGUGGUUCGGAAUCACUGUUACCGUACUAUCAAGUGCUACCACCGGACAUAUGCGAGGGACGUCCGCCGGCAGCAUUACCAGCCGCAGCACUGGUGCUCAACCGACGCAGCCCACCGAAUCCGUUUGCCCAGGAAGUGCGCCAACAGGGUCAACCAGGAUCAAUCGGUGGUUUACAUUCACUUUGUUGUCAGCAGCGUUACCUGAACAGUGAUGAAAUUCGGGUCUGCAAUCGGUACGGGGGCUGCGAGCGAACGGAUCCUAAUGUGGCCAUCGAUAUGCCGGACAGUGACGACGGUGAGGCUGGAAAGACGUUCGUCACGUCAACUAGUCGCGGUGGUGGUGCUCGUAGUGUUGAAUGUCGAAGUGUCAGUAUUGGUAUGCCGGAAGAUGAUACGGUGGAGGGUGAUAGGGUGAAGCGUGGGUCACGUGUGAAGCUGAAAACCGACCCACCGGAUGGGUGCUCGGCGAAGGGUGAGUGUGUGAGUGAUAGUGGGAGCGGGGGGCCACACAUGGCGCACUGUGAUUUUAACCAGCUGCAGCGCAACAUCACGCUCGAGCGCAUCAUCCUGAUGGAGAGCCUCGGCAAGUCGCGUAACGGCCAGUUCGGUGAUAAGGAGAAGAUGCUGCUCGAAUGGCACCAGAACAAACCGAGCUGCUGGGAGCUGUACUACGGUGCCAAUCGGGAGGAGCACCCACCACAUCAGACGCUGAUCCGGAAGAUGAAGCUCGGCCGCAAGAGCACGGUGUGCAUUUCUUACCCCUCAACCCGUCCGGAAUCAGACUUUACGCUGGACGUCCCGCGUGCCGAGCAGCUGCGACUAAAGAUGAAGAAGGAAAAACAGUUCCGCAGUCGGUGCCGCUGGUUUUUCUACUUCUUGAGUGUCGUCUUCUUUCUGCUAUCGGUAAUGGUGGUCAGUUUGAUACUGACCCGGGGAAAGCGCAUGUUUGGAAGCAUGAUAUAG